Molecule: messenger RNA, 1374 nt
Organism: Vespa crabro (European hornet)
Lineage: Eukaryota; Metazoa; Arthropoda; Insecta; Hymenoptera; Vespidae
Product: protein obstructor-E-like
Exons: 5
Coding region: 196-972 (258 amino acids)
Cellular component (GO): extracellular region
Molecular function (GO): chitin binding
Source: RefSeq, a predicted model, not a curated record
UUUAAAUGUAUAUUGAUUUCUAUAAAUUAGAUGGUAUAAAUUAGAGAAAUAACAGGAGAAUAUGUGUCUUCUUCUCUCUCCUGUUUACUUUCGAGGACCGGUAAAGAUGAUAAAAGGCCGAGAAGAACACGGCAGAGUUCAUAGUCGUUCUUUAGUAAUCGUUAAGGAAAGUUCGCUUGCUUCGAAGGAGUUCCAAUGGCCACGUAUUCGAUCAUCCAUUUGCUCAUCGCCUACGGCUUUUUUGCCGUCGCACUAUGCAUCAGCCAGUAUCAAACACAUUCAAAAACUCAACAAUCAAAUCAUCUAGUAGCAUCAACUAGACAAGUUUCACAAGGAUCAUGUCCGGAAAAGAACGGACGUUUCGCAGUUCAAUCUCAAUGCGAUGCAUACAUCGAAUGUAUCGAUGGUGUUCCAGAAGAGAAACUUUGCCCUGAAGGCUUAGUUUUCAAUCCUGACGCACGUUUCAAUUAUCCUUGCGGAUAUCCCAUUGAUGUUAAUUGCGAAGGCAGACCAAACAGACAGCCAGCACAACCAACUGAAGAUUGUCCACAUCAGUAUGGAUACUUCAAAGUUGGCGAUCAUCAAAAUUGUGGACAAUUUAUGAAUUGUGCCGAUGGUAGAGGAUAUGUUUUUGAUUGUCCCGAAGGAUUAGCUUUUAAUCCAGAAUCAUAUCGAUGUGACUGGCCUGAUCAAGUACCAGAUUGUGAUGCCGAAGCUUUUCUUGGCUUUCGAUGUCCGGAGAUCAAAGAAAGUUCAUUUUUGGGUGGUGAAAUAAAAUUUUAUCGUAGUACUCAUGAUUGUCAGCAUUAUUAUAUCUGUGUUAAUGGACAUCCACGUUUGCUAAACUGUGGCGAAGGAAAUGCAUUUAAUGAGCUUAUUGAUGCCUGUGAUGCUGCAGAAAAUGUUACUGGAUGCGCUCCGGAAGCCACUAAUUUAAUCUCAUCUAAUAUUCAUCCAACAAGAUUGUUCUGAAACUGAAAAUUUAUUUCGACCCUUUAAGCAGACUGUAUUAUACUUCGAACAUUAUGAAAUGUUCAAUUUAAUGAACAAUAUUGAAAUAUAAAUAGAUCAAAUUCAAGAUACCUUAAUGUAAUACAAAUGUAUACUAUAAUAAUGCAACGUAAUAAUGUAAAUAUUUAUUUUUAAUCAAUAUAGAGAUAUAUUUUUCUAAUAGGUAAUGUCUACUUGAAAUACUGGAUGCAGAUCUGUGUAUUAUCAAAAUAUAUUAUAUAGGAAAUUAUUAAGAUUAUGAUUAAUAUGUCAGCAUAUAUAUGAUGCUUUAUACCAAUGAUCAAUAUCAUUAAUGUUCCAGCUAUUAUAAUUCUUAUUAUAUAAAACAUAAAUACAUGAAAUAAAUCUUCUUAUAUUUAUAAA